CACGCGUUCAACGGCUGAAAAUACCGAUGUAAUGUUCAGACCCUAUUAGUCAUACUGGAAACCCCAAAUGGAUCGCUACGUGAGCUCCUUUCAUUAAGGAUGUUGUCUACGGGAAAAUUUUGACCCCUAACACACUUUAACAUUACUUCGCCAAUUAUAUAUAUAGAACAUUGGAUACAUCAAUUACCAAUCAACGUGAUAAUACCUCAGCAUGCAACAGUUGUAGUCUUCAUUUUCCUUAUUAUAUAGGUCCCCAAAAACCAAAGUGUAUUGUGAAAGUUAAUUAUACACCAGCAUCAAAAACGUAAUUUACAAAUGCUGGCAGCGCACAACAUCAACAAAAUUCAAGACCUUAGUCAUCCAAACUACCGUCUACUCGCCUAUAAUGAUUAUUUAAUUCAGCACAAUCAAUCACCGCCUCCGACAUCAAUUAAUAAUUUAGUGUCUACCCCAGACUCAACUUCGCGGAUAAAAACCAACAUUCAUCAAUCACUAACCUUAUCACACCAAAAGAAUUACAUCCUCUUUGAUCAAUAUUACAGAAGUGCUAUCAAAUUUCCACAGCAUCCAAUACUAUACAGAUGGAUCUUACCAACCAGAUAUUGGUACAAACGAUAUGCACAUGGGCUAUCCAAUUUAGAUGAACUCAACGUCACUUAUCAUGGCUCUUUACAAUACAUUCCGUCUUCAGUUAAAGCUGAAAUCAUGGCAAUUUUAACAGCAUUAAUUACCGCUCCAUUUGGUGGCCUUAUUACGAUCAAUACCGAUUCACAAGCAGCUAUAGAUGCAUACCAUAAAUCUGCCAACUUAUCCUCAAUUUCACCUCAAAGAUAUAAUAAAACUAAUAAUAACACACUUUGGACUUCUAUCCAUCAUAUUAUUCUAACUUUAAAACUUUAAUACUGUUAAAUUCAACAACAUUAAGGCGCAUUCUGGUGAUACAUCCAAUGAUAUUGCAGGCGCUCAUGUAAAAGAAGGAAGAUUUACACAAUUGCCAACUGCGAUCAUACAAGAGAAUUUACCGGAUCAAACUGUCACGCUAAUUUGGUACC
Rhizophagus irregularis DAOM 181602=DAOM 197198 is the source of this 1052-nucleotide messenger RNA. NCBI's taxonomy places the organism in Eukaryota, Fungi, Glomeromycota, Glomeromycetes, Glomerales, Glomeraceae. The record is from RefSeq and is a predicted model, not a curated record.